This is a messenger RNA of Limulus polyphemus (Atlantic horseshoe crab), 1467 nucleotides long. Its product is annotated as zinc finger protein 23-like. The record is from RefSeq and is a predicted model, not a curated record. NCBI's taxonomy places the organism in Eukaryota, Metazoa, Arthropoda, Merostomata, Xiphosura, Limulidae. Bases 111 to 1421 code for a protein of 436 amino acids. The transcript is spliced from 6 exons. Gene Ontology annotation, molecular function: DNA-binding transcription repressor activity, RNA polymerase II-specific. Gene Ontology annotation, biological process: negative regulation of transcription by RNA polymerase II.
GGUAUUAGCGAGACAGUCAUUUAAAUUAUUGUUUUACUAGUUUUAACUAUAUUGUACUGUUAAUUUACGAGUGUCAAGCAAAAUAUUUUAGGUGAAGCUUCUAUGUAAUCAUGGAGGUAUUGAAGAUAAAGGUUGAACCCUUUUCUGAUGAGAAGCAGGAUGCUUUAAUCAAUAUCAAGUUGAUGGAAAAUGAAACCUUUAGGAUAACCAAUACUCCAGGAAAAGUUGAUUCCUUGGAAGAAAGUUCUCUACAUACAGUUUUGAAGUUUGAUGUAACAAAAGAGGAGCAAGAAGAAAAGUGUGAUGGAACAUCAGAGAAAAAUGAGAACAUAUCUGUUCAAGUGAAAAUGGAGCAGCCUAGUGGUCUGCUACAAGAUGAUGUUAUUUCAACGUUCAGUUACAGUGAUGAUGAAGAUCAAGAUAGUUCACAAUAUAAUGUUAUGAAUGUGAAAACAGAAACUGAAUUUCAAAGAGAUACUGAAUCUGAUUUAGAAAGAACAUCUGAUACAAAGACCAGUGUGAACAUCUGUUGUGGAAGUCAGGUUCUUGGUUAUCAUGUUGUAAAACAGGAAGAUCACUUUACAGAAGAUGUAAAAUCUCCAAACAACAAUAUUAGUGGAGAAACAAAAUUAAGUGGAAGUAACCUAAAAACAUCUGAUAACCUAAAACAACAAAAGAGGAUACAUUCUGCAGAGAAACCAUAUCAUUGUACAGUUUGUGGAAAACAGUUUGGAACAAACAGUACCUUAAAAACACAUCAAAGAAUACAUACUGGAGAGAAACCAUACAGUUGUACAGUGUGUGAAAAACAGUUUGGAACAAAUGGUGAUUUAACAAAACAUCACAGAAUACACACUGGGGAGAAACCUUACAGUUGUACAUUGUGUGGAAAACAGUUUGGAACAAAGGGUAAAUUAAAAAUACAUGAAAGAAUACACACUGGGGAAAAACCAUACCAUUGUGCAGAUUGUGAGAAACAGUUUGGAACAAAGGGUAAUUUAAAAACACAUCAAAGAAUACACACUGGAGAGAAACCUUACAGUUGUGCAGUUUGUGAAAAACAGUUUGUAACAAACAGUGAAUUAAAAAUACAUGAAAGAAUACACACUGGGGAAAAACCUUACAGUUGUGUAGUGUGUGGAAAACUGUUUGGAACAAACAGUAAGUUAAAAACACAUCAAAGAAUACACACUGGGGAGAAACCUUACAGUUGUACAGUGUGUGGAAAACAGUUUCGUACAAAUUUUGCCUUAAAAACACAUCAAAGAAUACACACUGGUGAGAAAUCUUAUAGUUGUGGAGUUUGUGGAAAACCAUUUAGAACAAAUGGUGAAUUUAAAACGCAUCAAAGAAUACAUACUGGUGAGAAACCUUACAGUUGUACUGUGUGUGGAAAAUACUUUCGUACAAGUAUAAAUUAAAAAGACAUCAAAGGAUACACACUGGGGAGAAACCUAACAGGUGUGC